AUGACGUGUUUGCGUUUAGCGCUUCAUAUUGCAGCAGCGGAGAGGCAGCCAGAGAUCAUGGGGAUAUUCAUGGGAACGCUGGAGAAGUACUCAGAAGAGAAACUGUUCGGGAAGAGGCUGCUGCAGGCCGGGAGGCACAUCAUGUCUCACAAGUCUUGGAUGAAGACGGUGCCCACGGAGAACUGCGACGUGCUCAUGACGUUUGCAGACAGCAUCGAUGACCACACGCUGCUCUGGCUGCUUAACCACCUUCGCCUGGGAAUCCCAGAACUCAUCAUCCAGAUCCGCCACCACAAGCAUACGCACGUCUACGCAUUCUUCAUCACCGCCACCUACGAGAAAGCAUUAGGACAGAACGGACAAGGAAAUUGGUUUGUCAAAAAUUUUCAUCCUCUGUGUUCGCCCGAUGCGGAGAGUCGUACCCUCUGCCACACCUGCGCCUGCCACACCUGCACCUGCCACACCUGCCACACCUGCACCUGCCACACCUGCAUCUGCCACACCUGCGCCUGCCACACCUGCAUCUUCCACACCUGCAUGCCACACCUGCAUCUGCCACACCUGCGCCUCCCACACCUGCGCCUGCCACACCUGCGUCUGCCACACCUGCGUCUGCCACACCUGCGUCUGCCACACCUGCACCUGCCACACCUGCACCUGCCACACCUGCACCUGCCACACCUGCACCUGCCACACCUGCAUCUGCCACACCUGCACCUGCCACACCUGCACCUGCCACACCUGCACCUGCCACACCUACACGCCACACCUGCACGCCCACACCUGCAUCUGCCACACCUGCACCUGCCACACCUGCACCUGCCACACCUGCACCUGCCACACCUGCACCUGCCACACCUGCAUCUGCCACACCUGCAUCUGCCACACCUGCCACACCUGCACCUGCCACACCUGCGCCUGCCACACCUGAGUCUGCCACACCUGCGUCUGCCACACCUGCACCUGCCACACCUGCACCUGCCACACCUGCACCUGCCACACCUGCACCUGCCACACCUGCAUCUGCCACACCUGCAUCUGCCACACCUGCAUCUGCCACACCUGCGUCUGCCACACCUGCACCUGCCACACCUGCGUCUGCCACACCUGCGUCUGCCACACCUGCAUCUGCCACACCUGCACCUGCCACACCUGCACCUGCCACACCUGCACCUGCCACACCUGCACCUGCCACACCUGCAGAAGGACGUUAACGAGGCCGUGGACUGUGUUACAGAUUAUUCUCAGUUCUGUACAGAUUUCACAGAUUUCACAGAUUUUGCCAAAAAGAACAGUCGGCUGUUUUCUAUCUUGUUGCGGGGGGCAGAGGAGGUGGGCCUGAGGAAGUGUGUGAAGCCGGAGUUUGGAGGAGGAAGCCGGAGCUUUUCGUGUGAGGAAGACUACAUCUACGAGAACAUCGAGAGUGAGCUGUGCUUUUUCACCUCACAGGAGAGACAGAACAUCAUCAAGUUCUGGCUGGACAAUUUACGUGCCAAAAAUGGAGAAGCCCUUCACAAUAUCAGCUUCCUGGAGGGACAGCCCAUCACGUACAAACACGUCUACAAACACGUCUACGAACACGUCUACAAACACGUCUACAAACACGUCUACGAACACGUCUACGAACACGUCUACGAACACGUCUACGAACACGUCUACAAACACGUCUACAAACACAUCUACGAACACGUCUACGAACACGUCUACAAACACGUCUACGAACAUGUCUACGAACACGUCUACGAACACGUCUACAAACAUAUUUACAAACAUAUUUACAAACACGUCUACAAACACGUCUACACACACGUCUACAAACACGUCUACGAACACGUCUACAAACACGUCUACAAACACUUCUACAAACACGUCUACAAACACGUCUACGAACACGUCUACAAACACGUCUACGAACACGUCUACAAACGCGUCUACACACACGUCUACACACACGUCUACACACACGUCUACGAACACGUCUACGAACACGUCUACGAACACGUCUACAAACACGUCUACGAACACGUCUACGAACACGUCUACGAACACGUCUACAAACACGUCUACAAACACGUCUACGAACACGUCUACAAACACCUCUACAAACACCUCUACAAACACGUCUACACACAAGUCUACACACACGUCUACGAACACGUCUACAAACACCUCUACACACACGUCUACAAACACGUCUACGAACACGUCUACAAACACGUCUACGAACACGUCUACAAACACGUCUACAAACACGUCUACACACACGUCUACACACACGUCUACACACACGUCUACACACACGUCUACAAACACGAACACGUCUACAAACACGUCUACAAACACGUCUACAAACACGUCUACAAACACGUCUACAAACACCUCUACAAACACGUCUACGAACACGUCUCACUGGGAUCUACCGUCAUCCCAGAGCUGAGUGCCAGAGGAGUGAUCCAGCAGCUCUUCCCCCUCCACGAGCAGAGGAUCCUGGGUCAGCUCAUGAAAUCCUGGGUGCAGGCCGUGAGUGAGAAGCAGCCCCUUGAUGACAUCUGUGACUACUUUGGUGUAAAGAUCGCCAUGUACUUCGCCUGGCUGGGCUUCUAUACUACGUCCAUGUUGUACCCUGCGGUCAUCGGCUUUGUGCUGUGGAUGCUCACCGAGUCAGACCAGACAAGCCGAGACAUCUGCUGUGUGGUGUUUGCGCUCUUUAACGUGGUGUGGGCGACACUCUUUUUGGAGCGGUGGAAGAGAAGGGGGGCGGAGCUGGCCUACAAGUGGGGGACUCUGGACUCGCCUCCUGGGUCGCUGGAGGAGCCGAGGCCACAGUUCAGGGGCGUGAAGCGCUGCAGCCCUGUGACCGGCUGUGAGGAGCUGUACUACCCGGCGUGGAGGCGGCACCUGUUCCACUGGCUGGUGUCGCUGCCCGUCUGCCUGCUCUGCCUCUGCUUUGUCUUCCUGGUGAUGCUCAUCUGCUUCGAGCUGCAGGAGUUUGUGAUGGGGAUCAAAGAAAUGCCUCGGCUGGCACGCUUCAUCCCCAAAAUCAUGCUGGCUAUCACUGUGACUGCGUGUGACGAGGUGUACCGUAAAAUAGCCUGCUGGCUGAACGACAUGGAAAACUAUCGACUCCAGAGUGCCUAUGAGAAAAAUCUCAUCAUCAAAAUUGUUUUUUUUCAGUUUGUGAAUUCUUAUCUCAGCCUUUUUUACAUCGGAUUCUACCUCAAAGACAUGGAGCGUCUCAAAGAGAUGCUGGCCACUCUGCUCAUCAUGAGGCAGUUCCUUCAGAACGUGAAGGAGGUGUUGCAGCCUUACCUGUCCGAGCGCCACCGUCUGGGGGAUCUGAACCUACGCUCUGUGUGGGACCUGCUCCUCACACUCCUGUCAAAGUACGGCCGCCUCGCAGUGGGAAGGACCCAGCUCAGCACCACAGACCCCCAUGCACCGGCCCCCCGAGUGAGCAGAGCGAGCCAGCCUGACCGCAGGGAGAAGAAGUGUCUGAACGGAGGCUGUGGCGUCCCGGAGGAGGAGGACGGAGCAGAGAAGGACGAGGCCGACAGUGGGCGCUUCAGUGAGGGCGAGACGGAGGACGACAGCCUCAUGGACUGUGGCCUGAAGCUGCGCAAAGUCAGCUUCAUGGAGAAGGCGGAGCGCAGACCCCCCGGCUGCCCCCGGUCCAUGGAGCACAGUUUCCUGGAGGAGGGGAGUCCCACCAUGGUAGAGCAGGGCCUGGACGGAGCCUCUAUGUUUGACCUGUGCGACGACGAGGACGACAACGGCAUCCACGACGUGAAGGACACCAGCUCCUGUGAGACCUCGGCCCCCCAGAACCCCCCCGAUCCCAUCACUAUGGCUCAUAGGCAGAGACGCAGCCCACGGCCCCAGGACAGCGGCCCCGGAGAGUCCCGCAGCCAGCCGCGGUCAUGGAUGGAGCCUCCAGAGGACAAGGGCACUUGUGCGCUCACUCAGGCUGAGAUGGAGAGCUGCAUGCAGACACACGGGGACACGUUCCAGGACAUGCAGGAGAUGUUCGUGCAGUUCGGCUACGUGGUUCUCUUUUCGUCUGCUUUCCCUCUGGCUGCCAUGUGCGCGCUCAUCAACAACAUCAUCGAGAUCCGCGGAGAUGCCUUCAAACUGUGCACAGGGCUGCAGAGGCCCUUUGGUGUGCGAGUGGAAAGCAUCGGCCAGUGGCAGACGGCGAUGGAAGUGAUGGGUCUGGUGGCCAUCAUGGUGAACUGUUACCUGAUCGGUCAGUGUGGUCAGCUGCAGCGGCUCUUCCCCUGGCUCAGCCCUGAAAUGGCCAUCAUCUCCAUCGUCAUCCUCGAGCACUUUGCCUUCCUUCUGAAGUACGUCCUCCAUGUCACCAUCCCGGACGUCCCAGCGUGGGUCAAGGAGGAGAUGGCCAAACUGGACUUUCAGCGCAGAGAGGCUUUCAAGAAGCAUGAGCGGCAGGCGCAGCAGCACUACCAGCAGCUGCAGCGGAGGAAGCGGGAGGAGGAGGACCGCCAACGCCAAGCCGAGCACCAGACACGCACCAGGGAGAGGGAGCGCGACGAGCCCAAACCUGAGGCCUCCAACGCCGGGGAGCACCACCACGACAAGAACCACAGCAGCAGCAAGUCCAGGCCCGGCUCCGCUGGCAGCACCACCGACCCAAAACCCAAGAGACCCAGCUCACUUCUGGCCAACAACAACGUGAUGAAGCUCAAACAGAUCAUGCCGUUACAGAACCGGGGGGCGCGCUCUCCACAGUCGCCCACGGGAAGCGAACCCAAACUGCCUGGAUUUCUCAGCUUCAAGUUUUUAAAAUCUCCAGAGAAUAAAAAGGAAAGUGUGAGCGGAGUGUCUGCGAGUGCUCUCGGUACAAACACGUCUUCUUCUUCUUCUUCAUCAGCAGCAGCAGCAGCAGCGGCAGCAGCAGCAGCAGCAGCAAGUAGCAGUGCAGUGACGGAGCGCUCUCAAUCACCCAGCAAGGCCUUCAACCCAGGGAAGCUCUUCCACUUCGGCAAGUCGGACGGAGCGUGUGUGAACGGAGGCUCCAGGGCCGAUCUGAAUGGAAUCCCAGAGGAGAUCCCCUCACCCAGGUCCAAUGGGACGGAGAACGGCCACUCUGCAGAGCUGUAG
This is a messenger RNA of Knipowitschia caucasica, 5118 nucleotides long. The record is from the annotation of a GenBank genome assembly. NCBI's taxonomy places the organism in Eukaryota, Metazoa, Chordata, Actinopteri, Gobiiformes, Gobiidae.